AGUCUUCUCUUCUGUCACCAAUCGCUAAAAUUCAUGGACCCUCACAUUUUUCUAAUGUGAUUGUGUCUGUUCCAUACGACAAAGUUCACGUUAAUCGGUUCCAUGUAAUGUUGUUGUUACAAUGGGAGAGAGAACUGCGUCUGGCUUUGCCAUCAAGAAAUCCUUGUGUUUUUUCUUCACAUUGACCACGUUGUUGUUCAUGUUGUCAUGGGUGUUUGUUCUUCGUUCCACGCGCUCCGAGGCUACACUUGGUUCCACUACCAACUCAAAUCUAUUCACUUCCUUUAAUGACUCAGAUUCUGAUCAAGUGCAACAACAAAAGAACGUGGAAGUUGAAUCCUCCUUUGGCAAUAGAGCAAUACUCGUGGACAAUGUUGAAGCACCAACAACACUUGUUGAGAAACAACAACAUGUGCAUGGAGAAGAAGGUGUGACAUGCAAACCACGUCACCAUGCCGUUUUGAGAGUUUUCAUGUAUGAUUUGCCUCCUGAGUUCCAUUUUGGACUAUUGGAUUGGAAGCCUGAGGGGGGUGUUAACAGUGUUUGGCCUGAUAUCAAAGCUAAAGCACCCCAUUACCCUGGAGGGUUGAAUUUGCAACAUAGUAUAGAGUAUUGGCUUACUUUGGAUCUUCUUGCUUCAGAAGCUGAAGCAUCAUCAUCAUCAUCAUCUAAUGCUAACAGUGUGAUGAGAGUUGGAAACUCUAGUGAAGCUGAUGUGAUAUUUGUGCCAUUCUUUUCUUCUCUUUGUUACAACCGGUUCUCCAAAACUGGCCCACGUGAAAAGAGGAGCAGGAACAAGGUGCUGCAAGAGAAGUUGGUGAAGUAUGUGACAUCGCAAGAGGAGUGGAAGAGGUCAGGGGGGAAGGACCAUGUGAUCUUGGCUCACCAUCCAAAUAGUAUGUUGGAUGCUAGAAUGAAGUUAUGGCCUGGUACUUUCAUACUCUCGGAUUUUGGGAGGUACCCUCCCAACAUAGCCAAUGUUGAGAAAGAUGUGAUUGCACCUUACAAACAUGUAGUUGGAUCCUAUGAUGAUGAUCAAUCCAGCUUUGAUAGCCGUCCAACGUUGUUGUACUUCCAAGGCGCAAUAUACAGAAAAGAUGGAGGCCAUGUUCGGCAUGAGCUAUACUACCUUCUAAAAAAUGAAAAAGAUGUACAUUUUUCAUUUGGAAGUGUUCAAAAGGGUGGAGUCAGAAAGGCCACAGAAGGCAUGCGUUCUUCCAAGUUCUGCCUCAACAUAGCUGGUGACACCCCAUCAUCAAAUCGCUUGUUUGAUGCUAUUGCCAGCCACUGUGUACCCGUCAUCAUCAGUGAUGAAAUUGAGCUUCCAUAUGAGGAUGUCCUUGACUACUCUCAGUUUUGCAUAUUUGUGCGUACGAGGGAUGCUCUCAAGAAGAGGUUCCUGAUAAACUUCAUUAGGAGCAUUGGUAAGGAAGAGUGGACCAGAAUGUGGAACAGGUUGAAAGAGGUUGAGAGUUUCUUUGAGUUUCAGUUCCCAUCUCAAGAGGGUGAUGCUGUCCACAUGAUUUGGCAGGCUGUUGCACGCAAGGUUCCUUUCAUGAAGCUGAAAACUAACAGGUCUAGAAGGUUUUUUAGGUCUCUUUAUGGGCGUGCACCACCUGAUUUUUCUUGAAAGAAAAAUAAGUACUUGUUUGGAGUAAGUUGUGCACCAAAGAGCCAUAGGAUGUUGUGGCAAAUGACUUUAGGUUUCACCUUUAGAAACGUUAGAAGUUAGAACACUUCAUAGAUAUAAAUGUAUGUAGUGGUUUUGAUGCUGACAAUGUAACGUUUAUACAUGAAGAAGAUUCAUUAUAUAUUAAAGGAAAGUGGAAAGAGGAUUUAGGCAAUUUGGUUCCACUUGUGUUGUGGUUGGACUUGAGUGUACUGUAUACAUUGAAAGUGUCUUUGUUUUCCAUUUAAUCAACCUUUUU
Messenger RNA from Cajanus cajan (pigeon pea), 1928 nucleotides. Its product is annotated as putative arabinosyltransferase ARAD1. The record is from RefSeq and is a predicted model, not a curated record. Gene Ontology annotation, molecular function: glycosyltransferase activity. NCBI's taxonomy places the organism in Eukaryota, Viridiplantae, Streptophyta, Magnoliopsida, Fabales, Fabaceae.